Pocillopora damicornis (cauliflower coral) is the source of this 3457-nucleotide messenger RNA. Its product is annotated as hepatocyte growth factor-regulated tyrosine kinase substrate. Gene Ontology annotation, biological process: endocytic recycling; receptor internalization. Lineage: Eukaryota; Metazoa; Cnidaria; Anthozoa; Scleractinia; Pocilloporidae. The record is from RefSeq and is a predicted model, not a curated record. Gene Ontology annotation, molecular function: phosphatidylinositol binding; metal ion binding; ubiquitin binding. Gene Ontology annotation, cellular component: early endosome.
GCCAUCUUGUCAGAUACCCAGUGUUGUCGUGAAAGCACUUUGGUGAACAGUGCUGCGAUCCUUUCUAGUUCCUCAUCGGUUUUUAAAGAUGGGGAUAUUUUCAAAUUCUACAAAUUUUGAUUCUCAUCUCGAGAAAGCAACGAGUCAGCUUCUUUUGGAGCCAGACUGGAAUAGUAUUCUUCAAAUUUGUGACUGUAUCCGACAAGAAGAUGUAAACCCCAAAUACGCAAUAGCAGCUAUAAAGAGAAAGAUUUUAGACAAGAAUCCCCACGUUGCGAAAUUUGGAUUGAUAGUGUUAGAAGCAUGUGUGAAGAAUUGUGGGGCUCCUAUGCACAAAGAAGUGGCUACAAAAGAGAUUAUGGACUGCUUCAGAGAGCUGGCCAAAUCAAGCCCAGAUCCAGUCAAAGAACAAAUUCUUAGUAUGAUUCAGACAUGGUCAACUGCAUUUCGCAAAGAACCAAAGUACAAAGUUGUUCAGGAUACAUUUAAUCUUAUGAGAAUGGAAGGUUAUAAGUUCCCUCCAAUAAAUGAUUCAAGUGAUGCCUUAUUCACGGCCGAAACAGCUCCUGAAUGGGCAGAAGGUGAUGUCUGUCACAUGUGUAGGGUUAAGUUCUCCACAUUUCAAAGACAGCACCACUGUAGGAAUUGUGGCCAAGUAUUCUGCCAGAAGUGUUCAUCUAAAAAUUCUAUCAUCCCACACUAUGGAAUAGAAAGAGAAGUCAGGGUUUGUGAUCCCUGCUUUUACAAGAUCAACCCAUCAGCAGGAAAAAGUGAAGAAGGCAGCUCCAAGAAGUCCGAUAAAGAAAAAAAAUCUGCAGAUUCUGACUUACCAGCGGAAUAUCUUAACAGUCCACUCAGUCGUGAGUCACAGGUUCCUACAAAGAAGACUGAACAGGAAAUUCAGGAUGAAGAGGAAGAAGAGUUGCAGCUGGCUAUGGCAUUAUCACUGUCAGAAGAGGAAGCAACUAAAGAUAUGCGAGCUCGUCCAAGCAUUAAAUCUUCUUCCUACAAUGUAGUCUCAGAGCAACCUUACCACUCACACAGGCAGUCCAGUGGCUUAUAUGCUUCUCCAGAUGUGGAAACUGAUUCAUCGAGCAUGGAUCCAGAGCUUGCAAGAUAUCUGAAUCGCUCAUACUGGGAAGAGAGGAGUGAAAGGCAAACAUCAAGAGAGAGAACAAGUCCUCCGGCCAGUGCACCAGCACCAAUGCAGACUAACAAUCAUGUAGAGAUGAGAGUUGGUGGAUUAAAAGGAAAAAAGAAAAAGAAAGGAAGGAAAUCUCAGAGAGACAACAAUGAGCCCAUGGCUAAUAACAACCCUCUUGCUGUUGAAGGCGUAAAUUCGGACGUGUCUGAAGUGACGGAUGCUAUGGUGAAAACAUUUCAAGGCAACGUGGAAAUGCUGUUAGACAGAAUGCAGAGAAUUUCUGGUCAAGGGAAGCAUAUCGCUAUGGAUGCUACAGCACAGUCAUUAUUCCAAACUGUCAGCGCAAUGCAUCCCCAAAUUUUGAGACUCGUAGAAGAGCAAGAAGAGAAAAAAGCUAAAUACGAGGCACUUCAAGUGAAACUUGGUCUUGUGCAUGAAGCACGUGCAUCCUUAGAUGAGAUGCGAGAGCAACACCGUGAGAAAGUUCGUCAGCAGGAACUCGAACAAGAUAUGCUUCGACGGAUGCAAAUUGAACAAAAGCUGGAGCUGAUGCGGCAGCAGAAGGCUGAGUACUUGGCUUACCAACAACGUUUACAGGCCGAGAGACAAGCAGUCAUUGAACAACAACAACAGCAACAACAGAGAUUACAAUAUCAAAGACAGAUGCAGCCAUCGCAGCAGCAGCAGCAAAGCCCAUAUGCCGGAGUGCAGUAUCCAUCCACAGGGGAAUCCAGUCCGUAUUCUUCCAUGAAUUACGCUCCAAUGACUGCAGCUGGUACACAACCUUACAAUCCUCAGAAUCCACUCGCGGGCUACACCCCUGCUGUCCCUCCUGGAUAUCAGGCCCCUGAUGCCUCACCACCGUCUCAGUAUUCUGCUCGACCAACAGGAGAGGGUUAUGUACCCACCACACGGGCGGACUAUAUGUCAUACAGGAACGAAGUACCAGCCCCUCAAACAGAGUUCCAACCCCAGCCAAGUUCGCUAGAGUAUCAGCCACCAUCAUAUGCAUCUCAAGUUCCACCAGAGUCUGGUCCAUCAUCUCUUCAGCCUUAUAGUCUUGGGGGACCCCUCCCCGUUCCAACUGCCCCUGCGCAAGUACUUCCCCAAGCACCUCCUCCUCAGUAUGCUCAGGUUAGCUCCCAGCAGCCUGGUCCUCCACCUCUGUAUGGACAGUCAGUUGGUCAGCAGCCGCCAACACAAUCUGCGCUACAGAAUCAGCUCCCAGCUACAACACCUCCAGGCCCCACAGGGAAACAACCCCAGUAUAACCAGAUGCCGCCACCACAGACCCAAUCCCAAUACCCACAACAUCCACAAUAUUCCAACCCAACGGAGGCGCCACUGGUACCUGAGACUGCCCCACCCCAGUACCCUCAACCCCCAAACCAGGCUCCACAGACUAAAACACAGUCAUACCAUGUUCCUCAAGGGAAUGGCUUUCCUCCGGCAAUGGACGCCUCCAGAGGAUCAUCUCAGAUGCAGUUCAAUUCUUUACCAACUCAACCACAACACAACAUGGUUCCACCCAGUGGUCCUCCUUCGUUUCAACAAGGACCUCCUUCGUUGCAACAAGGAGCCCCGGUGCAGCAAGUUCACCCGAUGCAGCAAGGUCACCCAAUGCAGCAAGGCCAUCCCAUGCAACAGGGCCCUCCCCUUCAACAGGGCCCUCCAGGGCAGCAGGCUUAUGAACCACAACAACAGCCCCAACAAUUUGCACCUCAGCAAGGGUACCAACCGGGUCCUGGUCAACCACCGCCACAGCAAUUUGGAUCAGCACCGUCACCCCAAGGCCCACCUCCCCAGAGGCAGUUGACGGAUCUAGAGUUAAUAUCUUUUGAUUAAAGGAAACCGUGGAUUUUACAUGUAUAAAUAAAAUUUCUUUUCUUGUGUUAACGUUUGUUCAAUAACGUAACCGGUAAUGGUCAGGAGAUUGUAAUUUUUAACCGAUAUAAUUUCUGUCCGGGUGGAAAUGUAAAAAGUGACAAAUGAAGCGACAGUAUGGAUGGUUUUGUAUAUUUGUGUUUGUUUUUGCAUAUGUUUGUGAAUAUCUUUUAAUUAACCACAGUUUACAACUGGAGAAAUAUUUGUUGCGGGCUUGAUAGGUCUUAUUAAGUAUUAUUCAGAAGUAGUUUGCCAGGUUCUACUCGAAAAUCAAGAUGGCCUGUGCCAGCAGCUCGCCAUAAUAGUGAAUUGAACUGUUGAUAAUAUAUUCUAUUGUCACAAGUUAUUAACUUUGUUUUUCUUUUUCAUAAUUUGUAUUUUAAAGUGGAAUAAAUCGUAAAUAUAACAAAAUAAAACGAAAUCAGAAUA